This is a messenger RNA of Dendrobium catenatum, 968 nucleotides long. Its product is annotated as NDR1/HIN1-like protein 3. Gene Ontology annotation, biological process: defense response to other organism. The record is from RefSeq and is a predicted model, not a curated record. Lineage: Eukaryota; Viridiplantae; Streptophyta; Magnoliopsida; Asparagales; Orchidaceae. The transcript has a single exon. Bases 151 to 840 code for a protein of 229 amino acids.
GAGCCCCUUUUGACCGGUCUCCUUCUUUCUCCCUCACCCUCUUACUAGUAAGAAUACUCAAAUCAACUCCCCCUCAUUCUCCUCUUCUUCUAUAAUCAACCCAUAUUCCCCAAAUCCUUCAUACCCCCGUCUCCUUCUCUUGCUCCUCUAAUGGCCGAAUCCCAAGAAAUUCACCUCAAAGUGCCCUAUUACGGACCCCCAAUCCCUCCCUCUCAAACUCCAUCCCGCAAUUGCCCCAAACCCCCCAAAUGCAAUUUCGACGCCUACUCCUUGCUCUGCACCAUCACCAAGAUCACCACCAUCUUCCUCAUCACCAUCGGCAUCAUCGUCCUCGCGCUCUGGCUCAUCUACCAGCCCCAAAGCAUCAAGAUCUACGCCGAAUCGGCCGAGCUAUCCACCUUCAAUAUCUCCCUCGUGGCCAACGAAUCCCUUCUAGCUUACAACCUUGCUGUCAAUUUCACCUUCCGAAACCCUAAUCGUAAGUACAGCGUCUAUUACGAGCGCAUCGAGGCCCAGGCUUUGUACGCCGGGUACCGGAUCGGAUCCAUCGGAUACCCGCCGCUGCGUCAAGGGAGGAAGGACUCGAUGCCGGUGAUGGCGAGAUUCGACGGCCGGACGGCGACGGAGGCCGCCGGUACUUAUAAUAGGGAGAAGGCGGAAGGCUUCUUUUAUGUUAGGGUUAAGAUGUAUGUGACGGUGAGGUUGAAGAUGAUUGUUAUAGAAAGUGUGAAAUUCAAGCCGGAUGUCGACUGUGAACUGAGGAUUCCGGCGCCGGGAAAUUCUACUUCUUUGGCUGCCGGAUUUGUCAGAACAGAGUGCGAUGUGAAUAAUUUCUCUUGAAUUUCUUCCGGUUCAAAGGUUUUUUUUUUUUUUUUUUUUUUUUUUUUUUUUUGAAUAUCUUGUAGGGGUUGUUGGAGCUUGUUGUUGUAUCAUUAUGAGUUUAAUCAAUGUUGAUUUAAUUUUGGUUG